CCCAGAACAGCACCGCUUCACUGCUUAGUAGCCUAAACAUGAUUUGGCCCCGCACCAGUCCAUACUCAUCCUAUCUAUAUAUCCAAGUGCCGCUGCCUUUUGCCAUGCCUUUCCCUGCUUGCCCACUGCACUUGCCUGGCUUAUCUGCCCCAGCUGCCCGACCAACCCAGUUUCUUACGCCCUAUCCGUUUAGUACCUCCCUUUAUUGCUUUCCUCACGGGGACAAAGACAUAAGGAAGGGUUGCAGCUCGGACAUCCUAUUGGCCGGCGGUGCCCAGGGAGCGCUUGCCGCUGGUCAAUGCUGAUGCCAGUAUGAGCAUUGCUUACAGUUUCAUCUGAAAUCAAUGGCGGUUGUAGGACCACAUAAGAACAGUGUUGCCGACCUGUCACGUCAAAGCCGAAACUUGCUCCAGCCUGGACUUUCACGAGCCCUUACCGUACGUUUCAGACUCGACAUAAAUGACACGCUCUAACAACGACGUCGAGUCUGGUGUUGACGAGCACAAGUCGGUGCUAAACGCAAUGACGCCUGUUAAAGUAAACGACGAGUGGGUGCGCGGCGACCCUGGGCCGUUCGGUCUCCUUUGCUUCGGAAUGACCACCUGUAUGCUUAUGUUCAUUACGACACGAUGGAGCGAGAAGACCUUCUUACCGACUGUCUUCUGCUACGCAUUGUUUUAUGGCGGCUUUGGCCAGUUCGUAGCGGGCGUGCUUGAGCUGAUCAAGGGCAACACGUUUGGAGGCACCGCCUUUGCCAGCUACGGAGCCUUCUGGAUGGGCUGGUUCCUGCUGGAGUAUCUGAUGAAGUCCGACCCCGCCCACUACCCCACCGCCCAGACCGGCAAGACGCUGUGGUGCAGCCUCUGGGCCUUCCUGACCUUUGGCUUUUUCAUAGUCACCCUGCGCAAGAACGGCUGCCUCAUCACCGUCUUCUCCACCCUGGUCAUCACCUUUGCGCUGCUGGCGGGCGGCUUGUGGAGCGGCAACACCGACCACGCGGCGGGCUACUGGGGCCUCUUCUGCGGCGCCUCCGCCAUCUACUCCGCCUUCGCCUUCCUAUACAAGAUCGAGCUGGGUGUUGUACUACCCGGGGUGCGGCCCGUGGCUCUUAUCUAAGGGCGAGUCGAUCGAUUUUUGAGAGCACUUGUGAGGAGGAUUGUGACCGACAUUUGUUUGGCGUUCUGCCUGCUCUUGACUUAUUUUCACCCCAAAUUGAGGAGUAGGGGCGUGCUGACUUCUCUUGACCCUUGACAAGAAGAUUACGCUGGAUGUUGGUCCUCCUGAUCAUGUUGCACGGUUUGCAUGUUUUUUUGGCAUGGUUUUGGUGUCAUCGAUUUGAUGGCCGUGCUUGGUGCUUUCGUACUUAAGGACGUUGGUAGUCCCUACUCCGUCCGGGUACCGUACUACUCCGUACGGGUACCGUACUACUCCGCGUCCGCCUGCCACGCCGCCUAGAUGCGGUGGGCCACGCUCUCUGUCGGGCACCUACCACAUUGACUGACGUGGAAGCAAGAAGCGGGAUCAUACUCACGCGCAGAAGUUGACCCCUUCCAUGGGUUGUGACAGGACGUGCGGGGCUUGCUGCCUCAUCAGGGCAGCAUGUGCGGAUAUAUAACACCAGUUGCGGUGCUGGGUUUUGAUCGCAUAUCAAAACGGUACGGUACGGUACUCACCUGGUAGCCCCGGCUCGGCGGCCGUAUCAUGCAGGCCAACAUGCAAUUACUACCAAUGCGACACUAUUGGUGGAUUGCAUGUUGCAUGCGGGGUUGGAAAUUUUGUACAAUAUCGUAAUAAUAAGGUGUGUUAAACUAUCCAUGACGUCCGGUGUCAAGAGGACGAAGUCGGUGCUGCAGGAUGGGAUUUCCUUUGCUGGGUGCUGUUUGUGAACCCAGAAGAGCCUGCUGUGAAGUUGCAGUACUUGGUAGCGGACGCUUUGUUGCUCUCUGCUUUUUUGCUUUUUGGUUGGAAUAAUCGUAGCAGUAAUUGUAGGAGCGAGUGAACCAUGGGUCACACGGCUACACAACAUACAGGUAUUCCUCAUUCUUCAUAGCGCCAUAGCGCCUGUAUAAAUUAACCAACAAGUCCCGGAGUUUACCGGAGUAGUGUCCAUCCAUGGCCGGGCAUGCAUGCCCCGAGCUC
This is a messenger RNA of Astrephomene gubernaculifera, 2139 nucleotides long. The record is from the annotation of a GenBank genome assembly. Lineage: Eukaryota; Viridiplantae; Chlorophyta; Chlorophyceae; Chlamydomonadales; Astrephomenaceae.